AUGGAACUUCCAAACCUUUCGUCGAACCAAUUGGGGCCCAUGCAGCGUCGUCCUUCCAUUUCGUCGUUAUCGUCGACCUCCGAGAACGCUUCUUCAGCGUAUGGAAGUACAACUCCUCAAUUAUCACAUCAGCGGAUAAAUCAGGCUAGAUCCCAGCCCCUGCAGGCCCAGAUCCAUGGCCAACCACAGUCUGGUCAGUCUGGUCACCAUGUUGGCCAAUCCGGAGGAGGGUCUCAACCGGGAGCAGGGUUACAACCGUCCUGGUUGAACAACAAUAUCAACAGUCAUACCCUUAGUAGCAUGAACAAUGUAGCUCCUUGGGUCGAACAGCAGGCCCAACAGGCCAAGGAUUCUGCCAGUGAUGAUGCCGUAGUGGAUUCUGCUACUGCUGCUGCUGCUGCUGCUAGUGCCUCCGGGCAAGCUCCUCCUGGUGGGCCUCCAGCUGCCACGCAGUCAGUCAGCUCCCCUUCACCCAAUGUGAUUGAUACUUCGAAUCGAGAUGACGAUUCGGACUCUGAUGACGAACUAAUCCCCACCGCGAUAGUCAUCAAGAACAUCCCCUUCGCCAUUAAAAAGGAGCAGUUACUUGACGUGAUGACCAAAUUGAACUUGCCGCUCCCUUACGCUUUCAACUAUCACUUUGACAACGGCGUGUUCCGUGGGUUGGCCUUUGCUAAUUUCACCCUGACCAACGAAACUUCGCAGGUGGUUAACUUGUUGAACGGCAGAGAAAUCGGUGGAAGAAAGCUCAGAGUUGAAUACAAGAAAAUGCUCCCCUUGCAAGAAAGGGAGCGCAUCGAAAGAGAAAAGAGAGAGAAACGCGGCCAGCUUGAAGAGCAACAUAGAUCGACAUCCAAUGCAUCUUUGGCUUCUCUCAUGUCCACUGCAUCUACAACAGCAGCUACCAAGAAUCUCAGUGUAAACGGAACUGGAACUCUUCAGCAGCAAACUGAAAGAUUAUUCCUUAUGUACCCAUCGCCUAACACCCCGCCUCCACCUCCUACUGAAAUCAAUUUCAAUGAUCCAGAAAUCUUAGAACUUUACACUCAACUUGUAAUUUAUAGAGACGAUAUCUCCAAAUCGGUGUUUGAGUUGGCAUUCCUGACCGGAUUGACCAUCAACCAAAGGAAGAUUUUGAGUAUUUUAUCGCAAUACUUGAACCUUUUGGAAUUUUACGACAACGGAACAAUUGUCAUCAGAAGGAAACCUGGACAGAUUCCAAUUACGAGGGCUAACUUGGCCAUUCCUCCUCAGCACACGCUCCAUCUGCAACAACCAUCGUCAGGAGGACAAUCACAACAGCAUCAACAACAGGGUCAACAGCAAAGUCAGGUAAUCCCUCCAUCGCAUUCAUCAAGCAUGAUGAACUUAAACCAAUUUAAUUUGGGAAUACCUCCAAUUGCUACGGCUACAUCAAACUCCAGUGGUGCUAGUUCAAGUGUUGCACCGGAACUUUUAAGAUCGCAAUCACAAUCAGCCAUCCCAUUAAGCAUCCCUCCUCCAAAUAGACCCGUACAGAGCUCCACUCCAAUUCAACAGCAGUUUCCUCAAUACGGACAAGGAAACAACGGAUCAAGAUACCAAGGACCACCCAAUGGGCAGUAUGGAUGGCAGCACCACUCUCCGCAACCCCAGCAUUCUAAUAUGCAUGUUCACCAGCAACCACUGGUCCCAUCACAAAAUGCCGGACAACAAGGCGGACAACAAGGAUCUAAUUCAUCAGUUCCAGCACCUCAGGCAUCCACGCCAACAUCGGCUGCUGCGUUGCUCCGUUCAUCCAAUAACCGUUCGUUUGUAGAUGUUAGAUCCACGCCACCGUUUAGUGCCGAAUCUCCAACUCCACAACAUCACCACUACUUCAAUCCUUCAGGAAGCGGUGCAGGGAUUCAACUUUCACAGCCGGGAACUCCAUUGCCAGGAAGUGGUGAUAUAAACUCAAGAUUUGCUCCAUUCGGACAACACACCCAGUUGACUGGCAGCUUCAGUUCAUUGCACCAUCACGGGCAACAACAGCAACAGCAUCAGCAACAACAACAGCAGCAAGCACCUCAACAUCAACAAGAUGAAUAUGAUGGAGUUCAUCAAAAGCUCAGUGGCUUAAAAUUGAACCAGAAUUACGAUUCAAAUGGAGCCACUGGUAACAAUUCCUCAUCUUCGUCGACAGCAGGGGGUAAUGGGCCAGCCAAUGGGAUUUGGGGAAAAUAA
Messenger RNA from Dujonia railenensis, 2205 nucleotides. The record is from the annotation of a GenBank genome assembly. Lineage: Eukaryota; Fungi; Ascomycota; Pichiomycetes; Serinales; Debaryomycetaceae.